Linderina pennispora is the source of this 1085-nucleotide messenger RNA. RefSeq lists its product as uncharacterized. The coding region runs from base 444 to 1067 and encodes 207 amino acids. The record is from RefSeq and is a predicted model, not a curated record. NCBI's taxonomy places the organism in Eukaryota, Fungi, Kickxellomycota, Kickxellomycetes, Kickxellales, Kickxellaceae. The transcript is spliced from 5 exons.
AAUCCCUCCAAGCACACCAUAAACAACAGGAUACCAAUGAAAUACGCAAUAACUAUCACAGCGCUUCUCUCGCUGGCAUACACGGGCACAUCCGCCUGCGUCUCAGGCACGUACCGGUGCGCACAGAAAAGCGGGCUGGCCGCGCAAUUCCUGCAGUGCGCCAACGGCAGCGAAAUUUCCAUGAUGUGCGGGCCCGGCACAGUCUGCUACUCGCAGGGAAACAGCAUUAUGUGCGGGUUUCCCGUAGACACGGCAAGCGAGCCGGCCACCGAUAAGGGGCUGGUGGCGGGCGCACAGUGCCAGGCAUUGUCGCCGUGGGACGAGUAUGUGUGCCCAGGGGAGAGCGGCGUCCCAUGCGUAUUUCCUCAGGUGCGUCAGUGGCAAUUACAUACAUUUUAGCUGUCCGCCGGGCACCGGUGUGUAUUAAGAGCAAGGGCAGCAGUAUGUACUGCGGGUGGAAGGGCGAUGGCGGGGCACUGGCUGGUACUUUAUCUGGGAGUACCUCGGCUGGGGCCACUUCGGUCGAGACUACUCCGGUCGAAACUACUCCAGCUGAGACCACUCCGGUCGAGACUACUCCAGCUGAGACCACUCCAGCUGAGACCACUCCAGCUGAGACCACUCCAGCUGAGACUACUCCAGCUGAGACCACAUCAGCAGAAAUACACUUUAUCCUGAUACUAUGGUGCUUGCCAACGGCAUCCAUCUGCCAAUGCCCCUGCCCAACAUUGAGCUGCCGGAGAUCAACCUGGCGAAUUGCAGUCACGGGUCUGCAUUUGCCCACGAUCACCAUACCGUCGCUCAAUCCAGCCAGUUUGACGAAUUUCGCGUAUAUCGAGGGCAUUCUGAGCAAGGCGCAUAUGUCGUUUGACGAUAUUGCCAAUCUGCCGUUGCCGGACCUCGAGAGCAUCAGCCUGCCGAACAUGGGCAGCCUGAAUAUCGGCAAUCUCAUGGGCAUGAUGGGCGGCGGCGGGCUGGGCAACGUUCCGCAGACCACAACGCUGGGGCAGGACGAAAUCAUCAAUGCCAUCGGCAUCUCCAUGAUUACCGAUACGUUAAACCACUGAGCUACUUUAAAAAAAACC